AUGACGUCCUCCGAACCCGAUCCCCACGACGCCAACAGAACCCUCGCGUGGCGAAUACCUCAUCGGAGGACCUCCGGCCUGGAUCGGUGGGAACCGAGGGGCUCCGCCCCGCCAAUCCCGGCGGGGGCUUACCUCGACAGCGUCUGCGCGGACCUGCUCGACGUGGGAUUGCCGUCGGACAUGGGCCAUGAUCUGCUGGAGGAGGAGAAGACGGAGUCCUGCGUCAAGAAUGGCGAUUCACAUCCGUGUCCAAUUGGGCGUGACGACGUCUGUCUAGACGACAUGUUCCAUGAUAUCUUCGGGGACUGGCCGCUCACGGGCGAUCCAAUUCUGUGGGAUGACAUCCGCUCAGAGAACAGCGACGAUUACGUUGUCCCGGAGUCCGAUGAAUGCGAUAGGUUUGCAGACGUGAGAACAAAUUGCCCAGGGAGAAACAUUCCCAGGCAGCAAGCAAAGAAAAUAGACAACGCAUGGCUAAGGAGCAUCGCGGAACAGAACGAAAAAUACGACGCGCGGUGCCAGGAGAUUCUGCGCCAGAACGAGGAUGCCGAUCUCCCUCCUGUUCCACUAGAUGUGUUCCCUGAGGCAACAGGUUUAUGCGUGGAAAGGGGUUCCUACUACCACAUUGAAUACAUGACCCAUGACACUUCCACCACUAAUUCGGAUCUCGGAUAUAGCGGACCGGAACUGAUGCUACAGAUAUUUUCUCUGCGUUUAUCAAGCUUCUCUGCAUCCUAUUCUUGCCCCAUCAGUGUGUAUGGAGUAUUCGCUGUUCGGGAUGUACUGGAGCCUCUGCGGAACCAUGUCUUCAACCGUUCCAGAGAUGAUCCUGUCACUGUUGACCAGGAUCCUUUUACCUUGCCACUCUGUAGCCCUUGUCGAGGAAUGUACAUACCAUAUGACCAAGUAUUGCUAGAAGUUGAUCUCUGGAUAAAAAAGGAAGGGGAUGGGUCAGCCGACCAAAAAUUACUUUCCAAAUACCUUGAGCUCGAUGUCCGAACAGAAGGCGACGGGUUUAUAUAUGGUUGUAUCCCUGGGGACACUGUCAGCUUGGAAAUAGACUGUGCGUACCUCACAAAGAGUGUUGAGGCAGUGAUCGAGGUCUCUGCAGAGGUUAGCCGUCCUUGCCAUGUGAGAUUCGUCGCUUUCAGCAGUGGCUAUGACGAUGAGAUUGUGCUCUUCAACGGAAAAUUCACUGGGGAGAAGGUUUUCAAGCACGUUGUUGCUGUGAAGGCAGAGAGAGAACUGAAGGUUCAGUUAGAGGUGGAGGAAUCAGUUUUCCAGUGGACUUUUCAGGGUGGAAAUGCCGGACCUCUUAGCUCCCCCGAUGACUCGACGUUGAAGUAUGGCCAGUUUGAUGUGGGGGUGUGUUUUUAUCCAUCGACGGGCUAA
This is a messenger RNA of Triticum turgidum subsp. durum (durum wheat), 1392 nucleotides long. The record is from the annotation of a GenBank genome assembly. Lineage: Eukaryota; Viridiplantae; Streptophyta; Magnoliopsida; Poales; Poaceae.